Molecule: messenger RNA, 1890 nt
Organism: Cuscuta campestris
Lineage: Eukaryota; Viridiplantae; Streptophyta; Magnoliopsida; Solanales; Convolvulaceae
Source: the annotation of a GenBank genome assembly
CGUCCAAACUUAACCGUUUGAGAGUAAAGCGAUCAUGGGCUCUUCUUCUAGAAAUCUCUAUGCAGGAAUUGGAGAAGGUCAAUCAACUUCUAGGCCACCACUCUUUGAUGGCACCAACUACUCUUAUUGGAAGGAACGGAUGAGAAUCUACAUUCGUUCCACCAACUUCCAAUUGUAGUUGGUGAUCAAAAAUGGCGAGGAAAUCCCUAUGAAGAAAGUGGGAGAAACCACGGUCCCAAAGACCGAAAACGAAUUUGAUGCCGAGGACAUCAAGAAGAUUGAAAACUAUGCAAAGGCCAUCAAUAUGCUAUAUUGCGCGGUCAACCCCGAUGACUACCGAAAGAUCUCCUGUUGCACAACCGCCAAGGAGAUGUGGGACAAGCUUGAGGUGAUGUACGAAGGUACCGAUCAAGUUCGCGAAGCCAAGAUCGACUUUCUCACCCAAGAGUACGAAAUGUUCCGGAUGAAAGAAGGUGAGAAAAUUGAUGACAUGUUCGACCGGUUCUCAAAGAUCAUCAACGAUCUUCAUGCUCUCAAAAAGACUUACACCAACAAGGAUCUCAUGAGGAAAAUCCUGCGAAGCCUCACACCCGAAUGGAGGUCAAAAGCCGAUGCAAUCUAUGAAUCCAUUGGAGUCUCCAACGUCACCAUCGACAGGCUAAGAGGUAACCUUAAAACCUAUGAAUCUACUAUUCUAACCCCGUCUUUGGAUGAACAAAAGAAAAAGGGGAUAGCUCUCAAAGCCACCAAGGAACCGGUGGAAGAGGCUUCAAGCGAUGACGACAAUGAAUUUGGGCUCGUCAUCAAGAAGUUCCACAAGUUCAUGAAGAAGGAAUUUGAGCGGAAGGGAAGGAAGCACGACGGUCCUCCCAGGUGCUACGGCUGUGGCGAGAUUGGCCACAUCAAGCCAAGGUGUCCAAAGGCCAAACACGGCAAGGAUAAGCCUGGCUUCAAGAAGCAAAGGGCCUACAUCUCUUGGGGUGGCGAUUCCGGUGACGAAUCAACCGACCAAGAGGAGGACGAAGAUGCAAAUCUCUGCCUCAUGGCGCAUGAAGAUCAAAGCGACAACGUCCAAGAGGUAUGUACCCCGUCCAUGAAGUCAGGGGGAACCAUGCAAACAGCGCUGUCUAGGAGGCACAACAGCGCUGUUGAGAGAAACACCGUCAUCCAGAAAGACAAGAGCAGAGCAGGCACUUCUGGGAAAUCAAAGUCCAAAUCCCGGGUGCCUACAUCAUCCUCCGAGGAGCGCCUCUACUAUGGCGACGGGUCAUACCUUUGGUUUGAUUCCGAGGAGGAGCGCACCCGUUUCCUCAACAACGAGGGCCUUAUCCUCAACGAGCUUGGCAUCACCGAGCUCAUCCGCCAUGCCUCGGGCCGCCCCACCAUCCACUCCGCUAACCCUGAUGGCCGUCUUCAUCUCCACAUCGUCUCCCGGAUCAUCAAACCCAGGAUGCACGGCCACACCAUCAUGUCCGGUGAAGAUCUCAAGCUCAUCCAUGCAAUCAUGCACUCGGCCCCAAUCAAUUGGGCAAAGUUUGCCAUGAUCAACAUGACGAUUGCCGCGUCCACCGACCACGACCACCUCCUCCCGUACCCGUUCGUGGUGAUGGACAUCCUUGAACGGUUCAAGGUGACCACCACCGUUGGCCCACUCACAAAGGCCACGAACCUUCAAGAAGCGGUCGGACAACGCCGGACCUGCCACUGCCGUGCAACGACGCCGUUCUGCUGCUGGCCCAGCCGAAGCCCAAGCCCUGGCCAACCUUGCCUCCAUCGCCGACUCCCUCAACCGGCUUCACUUCAAAGUUGACGGGAUGGAUGGCUACCUUGAGCGGCUCGACGAGGCUGUUUAACACCAAGGGCACGCCAUGAACGCAUACUUCUAACGCG